UCGCGACCCACCCCGAGGCGGCUGACAGUCUGAGUGGACGAGUGGGAUGACGUCAAGAGGAAGACACUCCUGUUGCGGGAUGUGGUGUCGCGGCCUGCAUCAAAGGUGGCCGUUGCUGCGACCGCAAGGGCCUUGGGGGUAUCUGGUUCCUGUCGGAUCGACGUCCAUCUGGCCAGGGCCCGUCCCUUUCCCCAGUCUCCUAACCCACACCCCAAAAAAGGCCCGAAAUAACUCCUCAUCCCUAUGGCCCCACAACUCCCUAAUAGCCGGGGACUUAAUAUAAGUUCUGACUCGGUCCAUAGUGCCGAUUUUAGUUCGCAGCUCCUCUCGCACGCCAGUCACCACUCUUUUCACGCAUUCCGAUUCGAUCCAUCACGCCGUCAACAUGUCCGCCCCGGCUGGAACCAACUCGAAGCUUUUCACGCCCUUGCCAAUUGCCAAUGGCAAAUUGACGCUGAAGCAUCGGGUCGUCUUCGCCCCGUGUACGCGCAACCGCUGCACCCCGCUUCAGCGAGAGAGCACUCCCGAGAAGCCGAACCGAGUCUGGUAUCCCAAUGAUUUGAUGGCCGAAUACUACCGCCAGCGAGCGAGCGAUGGCGGCCUUAUCAUCAGCGAGGGAAUCGCUCCUUCGUUAGAGUCCAACGGCAUGCCUGGUGUUCCUGGCCUUUUCGUCCCGGAGCAUCGCGAAGGCUGGAAGAAAAUCACUUCUGCUGUGCACUCGCAAGGCGGCUACAUUUACGCGCAGCUGUGGCAUGCCGGCCGGGCCACCAUCCCCCAGAUGACUGGCACGGACGCUGUCUGCUCAUCUUCGUCCUCCUGGGAUGAUCCUAACGAGCCGUACCUUUUCCCUCCUGUGGGUAGCACCAAGCUCGUCAAGUAUUCCGAGUUCCCGCCCAAAGAGCUAUCCAAGGACCAUAUCAAGCGGACCAUCGAGGACUACUGCUCUGCGGCGCGCAUGGCCAUGGAAGCGGGCUUCGACGGUGUCGAGGUGCACGGCGGGAACGGCUAUCUUCCCGAACAAUUUUUGAGCAGCAACAUUAACAAGCGCACGGAUGAGUAUGGCGGUAGCCCUGAGAAGCGGUGCACGUUUGUGUUAGAGUUGAUGGGGGAGCUGGCGAAGGCGAUUGGCGAGGAGAACGUGGCAAUCCGCCUGAGUCCGUUUGGGCUGUUCAACCAGGCGCGCGGUCAGCAGAGGAUGGAAACAUGGGGUCACCUGAGCCGGAAGCUCAAGGAGCAGCUACCAAAGAUGAGCUACGUGAGCUUCAUCGAGCCGCGAUAUGAGCAAAUCUUUUCGGAAGAAGAAAAGGAAAAGUUCCUGGCGAGCUGGAAUCUACGCGACGUGGAUCUCUCCAUGUUCCGUGAGAUAUUCGGCAACACGCCCUUCUUCUCGGCGGGCGGUUGGGACGACAGCAACAGCUGGGGCCUGCUCGAAGCCAACAAGUACGAUGCGCUGCUGUACGGGCGGUACUUCAUCAGCAACCCGGACUUGCCCGAGCGGCUGCGGAAUGGUAAGCCCUUGACCAAGUACAACCGGGCCAAGUUCUACGGGCCGAUCGAGGACCCCAGUGGAUACACGGAUUACCCCAGGUGGGAGGAGGGUAAGAACUAGGCUGUAGAUAUCCGUAGGCCGUGCGCGUAAGAAGCGAAAUCCAUAUUGUUGCGCGUCACCGAGUGGAGCGACUGUGAUGGGCGAU
Aplosporella prunicola CBS 121167 is the source of this 1694-nucleotide messenger RNA. RefSeq lists its product as uncharacterized. Gene Ontology annotation, molecular function: oxidoreductase activity; FMN binding. Lineage: Eukaryota; Fungi; Ascomycota; Dothideomycetes; Botryosphaeriales; Aplosporellaceae. The transcript has 3 exons. The coding region runs from base 386 to 1609 and encodes 407 amino acids. The record is from RefSeq and is a predicted model, not a curated record.